Molecule: messenger RNA, 1842 nt
Organism: Salvelinus namaycush (lake trout)
Lineage: Eukaryota; Metazoa; Chordata; Actinopteri; Salmoniformes; Salmonidae
Product: bisphosphoglycerate mutase-like
Exons: 3
Coding region: 127-903 (258 amino acids)
Biological process (GO): glycolytic process
Molecular function (GO): intramolecular phosphotransferase activity
Source: RefSeq, a predicted model, not a curated record
GCGGACUUCUUUUGAACGCUCUGGAUGGUGUUACAAAUAUCUGUCACCAGUCACGACUGCACGACAAUUGGUCUAAACUUGUAACUCACGCAGGUACAGGCUCCUGCUGCCAGCCAGUCCUUCCGGAUGUCCAAGUACAAAGUCUUUGUGAUGAGGCAUGGAGAAGGGGCCUGGACCAAAGAGAACCGCUUCUGCAGCUGGGUGGACCAGAGGCUGAGUGAGGAUGGGGUAAAGGAGGCCCUAGCGUGCGGUCACCUCCUAAGAGAUGCUGGCUACCACUUGGAUGUGGUCUUCACAUCCCUGCUCAGCCGCUCCAUCCACACAGCCUGGCUGCUGCUAGAGGCCAUGGGGCAGGAGUGGGUCCCAGUGGUGAAAUCGUGGAGGCUGAAUGAGCGCCAUUAUGGUGCUCUGAUCGGACUCAACCGCGCCGAGAUGGCCCUAAACCACGGUGAGGAGCAGGUGAAACAGUGGAGGAGGAGUUACGACCUCACGCCGCCGCCUAUCGACAAAUCACACCCUUACUUUCUGGAGAUCUACAACGACCGGCGGUAUUCUACUUGCGAUGUUUCUAAAGAGGAUCUCCCUAAGUCGGAGAGCCUGAAGGAUGUCUUAGAGAGGCUCCAGCCAUACUGGGAUGGCACCAUUGUGCCGGAGAUCAAACAGGGGAAAUCGGUGCUCAUCUCUGGGCAUGGGAAUAGCUGCAGGGCACUGCUGAAACACUUACAAGGUAUAUCAGAUGCUGAUAUCGUCAACGUGACGUUACCCACAGGAACGCCCAUUCUGAUUGAGCUGGAUGAGAACUUCCGGCCCACCAAACCCAUGCAGCUCCUGGGAGACCAGGAAGCCAUCCAGGCAGCCAUCAGGAAGGUGGAGGAUCAGGGGAAGGUUAAACAAACAGCCUGAUUGGCCUGAAUCUAGUCAACUGAAUUCUAGUCAUUCUAGAUUCCAAAAUCUAGUCAACUGAAUUAUAUUCAUUAUAGAUACUAGUGGCUUCUAGAAUCUAGUCAACUGGUUGUAAGACUAAUAUACGAAUUUGCCCAGGCCUGGGCUAGCACUUAUUUGGUUGCCUGUUAUGCACCAUUAAUCAGAUUCACUCAAAGCUGAAUUCUUGAUUUAAUUCAAUCAAUAUUAAGUACAUGCUAUUGUAGCCAGUAAGUCUCAUAGUGAAUUGACCGUAUACAUAAUCGUGGUAUGGCCUUAACCCAGGCUACCCUAUUGGGUGCAACAAGGAAACAAAAUAAUUACAUUAACAGGCAUAUUUAUCAUUAACAAGCAUAUUUGGUAAUAGGCUGACUAAGCGUGUAUUGAGGCAUUUUGGCAUUAAAGGAAUAGCAGCCUGUGAAACCAUCAAAUGUUCCUUAAAAAAAAAAAAAAACUUUUUCAAACCUCUGUCACGUGCCUUCACUGCCAUUAUUCUCAAUUUCUGUAGGACUUUGCGAUGCAAUUUUGUUAGUUCUUACAAGUGAAUUAUGACUGUGACAGAAUACAGAAUCUAGCAGUAGAAUAUGAGCCAGCACUAACAGGUACAAAUUAUGUUAUUUAUCAAGAAACUUUAAAAGCACUUCAUAACAAGUAUUACCUCAUUGAGACUGACAGCCAGGCUAUUCAUUCCAAGACAGGUCGAUGAUUGUGUGAUCAAAGCUUCUUUUAGUACAGUAAUGCUGUAAAUGUGUUGUUGAAAAAGAUAGGUCAAACUUGAUAAGAACAUGUCCGCUCAUAUGCUACAUGCUAGUUUAAGAGAAGUUUGUAUGAAAUAACUGUAGUGCUCAUGCGGUUAAUCAUAAAAUACCUACGUUGACAUGCUGAUUUAUGACUUGCAGUAUAUUGCCGUAUAAUUUGACA